Messenger RNA from Acanthosepion pharaonis, 633 nucleotides. The record is from the annotation of a GenBank genome assembly. Lineage: Eukaryota; Metazoa; Mollusca; Cephalopoda; Sepiida; Sepiidae.
AUGAUGACAGACACGGAAAGCGAACCAAAUUUAAACUCCUGGUCUUUUGCCAAUACGCCCGAGUCCCUGACAGAUGAGAACAGUCCCUCUCAGCCGAAGGACUCUGACCAAUGUUUAUACAACGUGGAUGAUAACGAGCCACUGCAAAACGCCGUGGAGAAAUUCAAAGAGACGGGAGAUAUGAUUCACAUUGUCAAACAGGAAUUGCGUUGGCACUUGCUGUACAAACGUAGCAAGGAAGGAAAAGAAGAGAUCAACACUGAAGAAAACACACCGAAACAUUACAAGCUCCGUGAUGAGGAAAUAACAAAAAUCAAACGACGUCGAGAACAAAACAGAAUGGCGGCUCAAAGAUGCCGACAGAGGAAGAAAAACAAAAUGAUAGAUUUAGAAGAGUCGAUAAAACGUUUGUGGAGCCAGUUGCAUGUCUCGAAAGAAGAAAAUAGUCGCUUGAGAGUCGAGAACGUUAAUCUAAAGAUGGAAGUACAACAAUACCGAAGAUACGCCCAGAAUAUGUCCUUCAAUUAUCAUGGCUCUUGUCACCAAACUGACAACUACCUCUCUCCUAUGUUGACAACAAUGCCCAGCUACGCCCCAAGCUUCACAAGUGAAACUGCAGACAUGGUUUUUUGA